AUGCCUCCAGAUGCUCUAGAACCGCCAAAGGGCUCGGAUGCAAAAAAGUCUAAGAGCAAGGGGAAAGUCCAGCUAGAUCCACUGAAAACAAUUACUGCCCCUGGAUCUUCGGUUACAAGGAUUGCACAGGCUUGCGAUCGAUGUCGAGCGAAAAAGUCCAAGUGUGACGGUAAACGACCUGCUUGUUCAGCAUGUGCUGCAGUAGGCAUCAAGUGUGUUGUAUCCGACAAGCUCUCCAGAAGAGCGUUUCCCAAGGGGUACACGGAAACUUUGGAGGAGAGAAUCCGCCAGCUUGAGGCAGAAAACACAAAGCUCCAGGGGCUCCUUGAUCUUCGAGAUGAACAACGAGGGAUCAAUAGCUCAAUUGGCGAUGUUUCCAACAGCAGGUCCGAUUCUGAUCUGGACUCCUCUCGACAUAAUGAGAGCUCGAAUAUUCCAAACUUCCUGAACCCUCAUUCUGUGCUUCACACACAUACUCAUGGUGAUGGUUGCGCCUGUUGUUCUGGAAGCAAUGUUCUCCACGAAAGGCCUGUAUCGCUAGCAGGGUCAGUCUACGGUGAGUCUGGAAACGUUUCAGUUCCUCAGUCGGUACUCAGUGAGGAUGACGAUGACACUCAUAGUCUUUUGAGUCUCGAGGACCCGCUGUUCCUGAGCCAAAGCAGACCUUUCGAGACGAGGUUCAAUUCAUUUCCUAACAAGGAGGUCAGCCCAGCACCAGGCGCUUUCGCUGCUGCCACUGCCAUCGAACAAAUGCAAAAGAUGCCGACUCCUCAAGACCAGCAGUUGGAGGAAGAGAGCAAACAGAAGCUACUUACACAUCUUUUAGCCGCUUCAAUUCCAAGAAGCACAGAAGAGACGUUAUUUAUUCCCACACUUCUCGCCAAAAUAUGCCAGGUCUAUGGAUAUGGGUCAAAGCCUGCCAUAAUUACAGCAAACGCAUUAGCUUCUCUUAAGGAGACGCUAGACUCCCAAAGUCUCUAUCAGCCCGACUACAGUGAGGAGGCUGACUUGAUGUCUCUCAUAAUGGACAGAACAGAUGUCACCAAUUUGAGCCACUACGAAGCCAUGAGAUUUCUCAAAAUGUUACACCUUCCGAACAGAGCAGAGCUCGAUCAUCUACUCACACUAUACUUCAAAGAAUGGGGCAAUAUCAUGCCUUUGGUAAACAAGGGUGUAUUUCUCAAAAACUUCUUGAAGCUUGAUAACCUCGCCGAUCACAAUGCAGACGAGCCAAGUUACGAAUACUCAUAUGAGCUGACAGAGAAGGUGGGAGCACUUAUGGUACUUGUUGUCUCGUUCGGUAUCCUCUCACAGAAAUUUGAGCUCAUGCAUUCAAACGACAAGGUGGAGCUUCGUCAUAGAGCAGCAUUGCUCAAUCGUUAUGACAAGUUGAUCCACGAGUUUAUCAAGCCCAAUUGUUUAAUCACCAAGUACUGUUCUUUACAGUCCCUUCAAAUUCUUGCAUUGGCCCUUCAGUACUGUCUAGCAAUUGGAGACGUCACUACUUGUUAUGAACUCCGUGGACGUGUUAUUUCAAUGGCUCAGCAGCUAAGGUUGCACAGAUGUCCUGCUGCUGUGCUCGGACUCAACGGUAAAGACAUCAACAAUGUGAACCUUCAAAACUUCAUGCAAGGUGAGCGUCGUAUCUUAUUUUGGUGCAUCUACUGUCUCGACGCCUAUUCCUCUUUGAACUUGGGUAUUCCUCGACUUUUGAAGGACUACGAAAUCGAGUGUGCUAUGCCAUUCAGCGGCAGUAGUGAAGAUGAAAGAGAUAAUGAGAAUGUCUUGAUUGUUAACAAUACCAAGUUGACUAUUUUCGGCAGAGUCUCCAAACUGGCUCUCAGUCUGAUGCAAUAUUGCAAGGUUUUGGGCAACAUUAUGGAUUCCAUUUUCACGAGAUCUGGAGAUGUGAAUGUGUCUGAGCGUGCAUUAGAGAAGGACAGAAUUUUGGAAUGCUGGAGAAGAGAUCUUCCACAAGAUCUCAAAUUUGAGAUCGAUGUUAAUGGCUUUUCUCUUCGGGAUCACACGAAUAUCAAACUAGCAGGAGGAAUGGAGGGAACCAAUUGGAGUAUUUACAGUCGACACCAGCUCGUUAUGAUAUUCUUAUACUACCAUGCCAAGGUUUUAAUUUAUUUGCCAAUUAUUUCCAAAUAUGGCUACCACCACAACGUUGGUUUGUCCAUGAAGGAAAGAGUUGACCUGAAGCAAAGGGAUGUUGCAAGUGUGAUUUCGAGUAUGACAAUGAUACAGCAAUCUUCGAUACAGAUUUUGGAAGUGAUGAAAAUAAUGGCAUCCAACUCAGCAUAUUCGAUUCCAAUCCCGAUCAAUCUACCAAGAGAAAAAGCCCGCUUUGCUUUACUUGUUGCUAAGGGCUCACUUGAUUUCAUCAAGGGAGGUCCUCUUCAUCAGUCGCUGAAAAGCCUUCUUAUUCUGACAUUGUCAGAGUUUAAUCAAGAGACAGAGAUGCAGAUACCUGGCGGUCUUACACCCAAUUCUACGAGACUUCUUGAGCUCUCAAUCAUGAGCAUCUUGGGCAUCUCACCGUUGAAGAACUCUAACAACCUAAGAAAGCGGGUCAUGCUGGACAGGCCUAUUAGCAAACAAGCGGUAAUGAGAGACGCUUUAUAUGUCAACGGAAUGGAGGACCAAUCAUAUACCAAACCCAGACAAGCUUCUACUUUUGUGAAGAGCGAGAGCAUGGAUCUGCCAAGCUUGGACAUUCCAACACAAAGUCCUACAAUUGACAUGAGUAAUUCCAACAAUGACUCGAAUGGAUCGUCCAACGAAGAAAGUCUCGAGGAACUUCUUCAUUUCGACCCAUUCACUAUGAACUACAGUAACCAGCUUAUGGCGACCGAUUUUGCAGCCGACGGAUCGCUUGGUCUCGUACCCUUCCUUAAUGAAAAUCCUGACGAGUACAGAGACGACGAUCAAAUGAGCGAUCGAAUUGACGAGGAUGGUGGGGCUGUUUCGUUCGGAUGGUAA
Messenger RNA from Candidozyma duobushaemuli, 2985 nucleotides. It is a transcript of the gene CAT8, whose product is annotated as DNA-binding transcription factor. The transcript has a single exon. Gene Ontology annotation, biological process: regulation of DNA-templated transcription; DNA-templated transcription. The record is from RefSeq and is a predicted model, not a curated record. The coding region runs from base 1 to 2985 and encodes 994 amino acids. Gene Ontology annotation, molecular function: DNA binding; zinc ion binding; DNA-binding transcription factor activity, RNA polymerase II-specific. Lineage: Eukaryota; Fungi; Ascomycota; Pichiomycetes; Serinales; Metschnikowiaceae.